AUGACAGCACCAGCCGCAUUGCCACCAAAGAGCUUGCUCGGACGGCACCGCAUCCUUGCCCCGACUGCUGGAGUCCACGUAUCACCAAUAUGCCUUGGAGGCAUGUCGUUCGGUGACGCUUGGAAGGAAUUCAUGGGCGAAUGCAGUAAAGAAACGACCUUCGAGAUCUUGGACUUCUUCUACGAGAUGGGAGGCAACUUUAUCGACACGGCCAACGCCUACCAAAACGGAGAGUCUGAAGAAUGGAUCGGUGAGUGGAUGGCAAGUAGGGAUCGACGCAACGAGAUCGUUCUUGCGACCAAGUACACGAAUGCUUGGAACUCGCACUUGAAGGAUGGUAUACAGCAGAGCAACUUUGGCGGCAAUUCGAGGAAGAGCCUUCACGUCAGCAUUGAAGCAAGUCUGAAAAAGUUGCAGACGGACUAUAUCGACUUGCUUUAUGUACACUAUUUCGAUUUUGCGACUGGAAUUCCGGAGAUGAUGCAGUCACUCAAUCAUUUGGUGGCUCAGAACAAAGUGCUGUAUCUUGGGAUCAGCGACACGCCCGCAUGGAUCGUGGCAAAGGCCAAUUGCUAUGCUCGUGAACACGGGCUCACUCAAUUCUCUGUCUAUCAAGGACGGUGGAGCGCUGCCGAGCGCGACUUUGAACGAGAGAUAAUACCAAUGUGUAAAGACGAAGGCAUGGCACUACUGCCUUGGGGCGCGCUUGGCGGAGGAUAUUUCAAAUCGCCUGAACAAGGCGAAAAGGAGGAGGGGCGAUCACUCAAUGUCAGGACUGGUAAAGAGGCCGAAGUCUCGAUUGUGCUCGACCGUAUUGCGAAAGAGAAAGGCACUCUCAUAACCAGUGUUGCGCUUGCAUACGUCCUACACAAGUCGCCCUAUGUCUUUCCCAUCCUGGGCGGUCGAAAAGUCUCACAUCUAAAGAGCAAUAUCGAAGCCUUGAGCUUGCGCCUCUCGCCAGAAGACAUUGACGCGAUUGAAUCUGCAUACGAUUUCCAGAUCGGCUUCCCUCACAACUUUACGGCAGGAGAGAAUAAAGCGCCCCAAGGCCCACAAGACAUCGUCUUCAGGAAGCGCCUUGGUCAUUUCGACUAUGUCCAGCCGGCGCGAAAAAUUUCACCUCCUGCGACCAUUUAG
Molecule: messenger RNA, 1137 nt
Organism: Zasmidium cellare ATCC 36951
Lineage: Eukaryota; Fungi; Ascomycota; Dothideomycetes; Mycosphaerellales; Mycosphaerellaceae
Exons: 8
Coding region: 1-1137 (378 amino acids)
Source: RefSeq, a predicted model, not a curated record